Prunus avium (sweet cherry) is the source of this 439-nucleotide messenger RNA. Lineage: Eukaryota; Viridiplantae; Streptophyta; Magnoliopsida; Rosales; Rosaceae. The record is from RefSeq and is a predicted model, not a curated record.
AAGGAUUUCUUCCUUUCUCAUACCGCUAAGCCCUCCCUCCCUCCUUUCACUCCGCUCAGCCGCCGUCACUCACUCUGUUCUCUCUCUUUCGGGCUGUCUGUCUGUCUCUUCUCUCUCCCUCUCUAUCUAUCUCUUUGCGUGCGCACAGUUACACUUGCGAAGCAAAAUGAUAAAGCGGCGAUUCUACAAGCUAGAACAUGGCGACAGAGAUGGUCCCUCGAAUUCAUCUUCAUCCUCCUCGGAUUCUGAAAUAGAACCAGAAGCCGUAGAGGACUCAGAUGAUGAUGAUGUAGUUGAAGAACUCGAGGAGGAUGCUCAGGCUUGCUCUACCUCCUCUGGAUAUCAAAGUGAGGGUAGCUCAGCAAAUGAAGUUCCUGGUGACUCGUCAGGUAGGGAUUGUUUGAAAGCAAAUAACUCUUUGUAGAUUGUAUCAGUGAAU